GUUUGUAACAAUUUGGUUGGUUUUAGGACACUCAAUUCUGAACAAUGAUACAGCAGAGAUUCUGGAAAACUGGAACCGCUAAAAUAAUUGCUGGUACAUUAUGUGCACAUUAUACUAUGUUAUUAGUAGGUAUAAUCCAGGGAUUUAGUGCAAUUCUCUUACCACAACUAAAAACUACUGACAAAUAUAAAGAUUUAACAGAAGACGAAACAUCAUGGAUAGUAAGUUUAGGAACAGUAACAAACCCAAUAGGCUCGUUACUGUCCGGCGUUUUGGCAGAAUUUCUGGGUAGAAAGCGAUCAAUUCAAUUAGCUGCCAUACCAGUAAUCGUGGGUUCCUUGUUACUUGGUUUAGCUCAAAAUGUAAAUUGGAUCUAUGCAGGAAGGCUGAUCACAGGUAUAUCAGGAGGCAUGUCACCUGCUUCUUAUACGUAUGUAGGAGAAGUUUCAACCUCACAAGCUCGAGGCAUAAUGCAAACUCUAGGCCCCACAUUUGCUUCAAUUGGAAUUAUGAUGACUUACAUCUUUGGAUAUUUUCUACAUUGGACUACUGUAGCCUAUAUAAGUAUUGGCUUUGCUAUUUUGUCAAUUAUACUAAUGGAAUUGGUCCCAGAAAGUCCCUCACACCUUUUAAGACAAGGCAAAAAAUCGGAAGGCUUUGAUAUACUUUUAUGGUACAGAUGUGAUCGCUCUGUUGCUCACGAAGAAAUUGAUAGGUUCUAUCAGAACCAAAAGGAAGCAAAUAGCAAUAAUAUGAGUUUUAAGGAUACUUAUUUUGGGCCACAAACAAUCAAACCAUUUCUUAUUCUUCUUGGGCUUUUUGCUUUUCAAGAAUUUUCUGGAAUCUAUACUUUAUUGUUUUACGUUGCCACAUUUUUUGAAGUUGCUGAUCCAAAUUUUGAUGAAAUUUUAGGUUCUAUAAUAGUAGGAGCUAUCAGAUUGGUAAUGGCAAUAGUUGCAGGUUAUCUGGUAAAUACCUAUGGAAGAAAAAUUCUUUGUACAUGUUCUAGUAUAGGUAUGGCAAUAACUAUAGGUGCUGUUGCUACAUAUUUAAAGUACUAUGAGAUACAUUCUGACCAAGAAAAAGUAGCCCCAUACCUUCCUCUUAUAGGUAUGAUACUAUAUGUAGCUUGUAGUAACGCAGGACUGUUUCCUAUACCUUGGGUGAUGAUUGGUGAACUGUUUCCGGUGAAAGUUAGACCGAUUAUGUCUGGAAUAGUAGUUAGUUUAGCUCAGUUGUUAAUUUUCAUAUGUGUAAAGGUUUAUGAAAAUAUGACCAAUACUCUUAAUUUAAGUGGAACUUUAUUUGUUUUCAUGGCAGUUUCACUGUUAUCAGCUGUGUAUUGUAUAACAAUUUUAAUAGAGACUAGAAACAAAACGCUAGAAGAAAUUGAGGCACACUUUAGAGGUAAUAAGAAAAUAUCAAGCAAUGGAGGUAUUGAUAACGUAUUUUUUGAUAAUUCUUCUGAGAAUUUAAAUAAUGUUAAAAACAGGACUAAUACUGGUGGUUUAACAGUUUAGAAUAAAUCAAUUGAAUUAAUAAAAAGAAAACUUAAAAGAAAAUAACUUCCUAAUUACGAGUAGGUUCUAAAUUAAAUCUUUAUUUUGCUGCAAAAUUUUAGGUAACUACAAAAUUUACAAAACAAUGACAAAUAAGUACUAUUCCACGUCUCCUAAUUCUGUGCAACGUAUCCAUCUUUCUAACAACUUCUUUAUAACAGAACUGAAACAUUUGGGCCUGCUUUGCUUGCAUUAAAGUGAAUAAUAAAUAGCGUCAGUAUAUCAAAAGAAGAAACAAUGUAG
Messenger RNA from Psylliodes chrysocephalus, 1802 nucleotides. The record is from the annotation of a GenBank genome assembly. Lineage: Eukaryota; Metazoa; Arthropoda; Insecta; Coleoptera; Chrysomelidae.